AAAAAAGAACUGGAUCGUGCGUGGGCGCGUGGGAGUUUCAUGAGAAAUGCCUUCCCCGAUGUUGUGCUGAAGUGAUGCAAGUUUAGUUUCUCACAAGGACAUAAAGGCAGUGUGUGAUUUCAGGUGGAAAAAGGGGGUUAAAGUGAAUUCGGAACCCGCCAAAGCCGUGCGUAAAAGUUGGAUCGUGGGUGAACGAUGUUGCGCUCGUGCGUUUUAGUGCUUGCGGGCGCGUUGGCGGUGAGCGCUCAGUUCCCCAGGGAGUGCGUGACGGUGGAGGGACUCCGGAGCGGGCAGUGCUGCCCCUCGCCGCCGGGGUUCCCGAACGACCCGUGCGGGUUCAGCGCGGGGCGCGGCCAGUGCGUGUCCCUCACGGUGGACGCGCGGCCCCACGGGCCCCAGUACCCGCACGACGGGCGGGACGACCGGGAGCGAUGGCCCGUCCGCUACUUCAACCGCACCUGCCAGUGUAACGGAAACUUCAGCGGGUUCAACUGCGGCCGCUGCAGACACGGGCUGACCGGGCCCAACUGUGACCAGCGCGUCUCCGUGGUGAGGAGAGACGUGAUGCGCCUCAGCGCAGACGAGAAGCGCGCCUUCGUGAGCGCGCUGGACCAGGCCAAGCGCACGGUGCACCCCGACCUGGUGAUUGCCACUCGGCACUACUCGGACGUCUUCGGGCCCGACGGCAACAGCCCGCAGUUCGAAAACGUCACCAUCUACAACUACUUCGUGUGGAGUCACUACUACUCCGUCAGCAAGACCUUCCUGGGCGCGGGACAGGCCAGCUUCGGCGGCGUGGACUUCUCGCACGAAGGGCCUGGCUUUGUGACGUGGCACAGGUACCACCUGCUGCAGCUGGAACGCGACAUGCAGGACAUGUUACAAGACCCGUCCUUCGCCCUGCCCUACUGGAACUUCGCCAUCGGUGGAAGCACGUGCGACAUCUGCACAGACGACCUCAUGGGAGCCCGAAGCACUUUCGACUCCAACUCCCUGAGUUCCAACUCCAUCUUUUCCCAGUGGAGGGUCGUCUGUGAAAGUGUGGAGGACUACGACACGUUGGGGACCAUCUGCAACAGCACGGAGACGUCUCCUAUAAGGCGAAACCCAGCAGGAAACGUCAAUAGGCCGAUGGUGCAGCGGCUCCCGGAGCCCCAGGAUGUGGCGGACUGCCUACAGGUCAACACGUUCGACACGCCGCCGUACUACUCCACCUCUUCGGAGAGUUUCAGGAACACCGUUGAAGGCUACAGCGCCCCCAAAGGAAACUACGACCCCGUGGUGAGGAGCCUCCAUAACCUGGCCCAUUUGUUCCUGAAUGGGACAGGUGGCCAGACUCACCUGUCUCCCAAUGACCCCAUCUUUGUCCUGCUCCACACCUACACUGACGCUAUAUUUGACGAGUGGUUGAGAAGACACGGACCAGACGUAGCUGCAUAUCCUGAUGAAAACGCUCCCAUCGGUCACAACAGAGGCUACAACAUGGUGCCCUUCUGGCCUCCGGUGACAAACUCCGAGAUGUUUGUGACCGCCCCAGAAAACCUCGGUUACUCCUACGAAGCUGAAUGGCCCGGACAACCUUUCACUCUGACGGAAAUCAUAACCAUGGCGAUCGUUGCCGCCCUGGUGGUGGUUGCGGUCCUUUUCGCUGCCACCACAUGUGCCGUGCGUGCCAGGUCUUACAGGAUGGAAGGCCACCAGCCUCUGCUCGGGGACCAGUACCAGCGGUACGACGACGACAAGAGCCAAUCUGUAGUCUGAGAUGUCUCAGUGAACACAAACCUCAAACAUGUGCCUUUUAUGUGUUUAUUUUUACUUUAAAUACCACAGCAGAGAGUAAACCAGUUCAAAUGAUGUCAAAGACUGAAAAAGAAAACGUCUGAAUUUAUUUUCAUGUAAGAGAGCUGUGGCUCCCACAAGGGGGCGUAGUUACUCAAUUUGUGAACCUGUAUAUAAGCAUUCACUAAACCACAUGCUUUUUUUUCUCCUUUUUUUUUUAUAAAGUAUGUCAAUAAACGUGUGCAUCUGAAUUAAAAAAUUAAAAAAUCUGCAAAAUAAAUAUAAGAUGUUUUAACUUGAUUUAGAGAAAAUGUUUUUUAUCAUUUCAAGUGUUUAUUUGGGGAGGUAAUAAAACAACAAAUAUUUUUAUAUGUAUUUUUUCUGUAAAAGAUGUCCAAUUUUCCCCAUCUGAACACUGGGGAGUCAAAAAGUUUUUGUAAAAUGUUCAUAUU
Molecule: messenger RNA, 2231 nt
Organism: Oryzias melastigma (Indian medaka)
Lineage: Eukaryota; Metazoa; Chordata; Actinopteri; Beloniformes; Adrianichthyidae
Product: 5,6-dihydroxyindole-2-carboxylic acid oxidase
Exons: 7
Coding region: 196-1761 (521 amino acids)
Biological process (GO): melanocyte differentiation; melanosome organization
Cellular component (GO): melanosome
Molecular function (GO): oxidoreductase activity
Source: RefSeq, a predicted model, not a curated record